Molecule: messenger RNA, 5139 nt
Organism: Betta splendens (Siamese fighting fish)
Lineage: Eukaryota; Metazoa; Chordata; Actinopteri; Anabantiformes; Osphronemidae
Exons: 6
Coding region: 3767-4771 (334 amino acids)
Source: RefSeq, a predicted model, not a curated record
ACAGGCGGUACGCAAAUGCAGCUGCGCGGACCCCGUCCUGUGAUUGGCCGAGAGUCUCGGCGGGAGCGGAUCAACGCGCAGGAAUACAAAAGAUGGUGGAAAAUGUUCAAUGUUCCUGUUAAAUGUGUUUGUGAUGUUGCUGUCCGGUCUCAGUGACAUGAAAACAUGUGGAUAAUGCACAAAAGGCUCGUGUUAGAACCUGUAGCUCGUAGUUUCAUUUAUACAUCACAUUAAACAAGAACGUGAAUGAAGGUGAAGGAAACCCUAAUGUCUUUAAUGCCUGAUCUUCAAUCAUGUGGAAAUGUGUAAAACAAAGCUUCAAGAUUACUACAUUUAGUGAUAAAAGCAAACUGCUCGGUCAGAUUCCGUUAUUUGUUUGUUGCCUAAUUUUAUCAAUUAUAUUAUUAUACAUUUAUCUCCAUUUUGUUGUUGACAUAUUCAAGCACAGACACUUCCUUUUUGCAGCUUAGAGGCAUGAAAAUACAAACUGAUGAAGAACAAUGUCCAGUCCUCAUUUCAACUGAAUUUUACCAUUAAGCAGUUCAUAGCUCUAAUAGCGCUAAGCUCAUGUGUUCAUAGAUGUAGGUGCUGUUUGUUCACGUAGCUGAGAGUGGACCCAGUUUAGCCCUGGCCGGAACCGGAGCAGGUUUCUGAGGCGGUGGAGAGGAUGAGGAGCUCUGGUGGGCGACGUGCAGACUCAAACCUUCAUCUGGACAUGAGACAAGAAGUACGUCUGUAUUUAGGGCGUCCUGCACAGAUUGACCAGUGAUGACAGUCAGCAGACGCGCCGACCCAGCGAGCAGCAGAACCGGGCCUGUCAGGAUGAAGUCAUGACUGUCAUGAUUGGACCAUGGACUACCUCACAAACCGUGCCCAGGUUGUGAGAGCACUCUGAGCUGCAGGGUGGGGCCCCACAGGGCGCGGUCCCGGGCCCCUUCUCUUCACCCUCUGCACUGCAGGCUUCAGACACAACUCAUCUGGCUCUGCAAUUGUUGGACUUAGUACAAAGGACUCACUCAGAGCUUUGUGGACUGGUGUCAGCAGAACCACCUUCUAAUCAAUGCAGGAAGACCAAGGAGAUGGUGGUGGACUUCGGCAGAUGUCAGUCUACACCCCCUCCUCCAGUGAACACUCAGGGAAUGAACAUCCACAGAGUGGACUGUUAUAAGUACCUGGGUGUUCACCUUAGCAACAACACAGAUGCGCUGUACAGGAAGUCGCAGACAUUCUGCCGCCUUUGGAUGCUUUGGAUGCUGCUGCGUUCAGUCGGACUCUGACGUUGUGGCCGUGAGUCCUCACAGGGGACAAUCUGAAGCUUGAGCGUCGCUUGGAGCAGGACAAGGACAAGGUCCGCGACCACUUCCAGCCUGGCUGGUUCACACCUCAGCACCCUUGCUCCAACUGGGACCCCCCCAACAACCACCCACCCCCUCUGCCUCACUCUGAAGCAGAUCAGUUAAGGAGAACAAAGGCCAGGAAGGCAACAGGCCCUGAUAACAAGCUCCCCAGAGCCCUCAGGGAGAGUGCAGAACAGCUCAGUAUUCAACCUGAGCCUCAGCCUGGAGAGAGUACCAGUACUCUGGAGGACUUCCUGCCUGGUUCCGCUUCCAAAAGUACCCCGUCCUAAGCCCACUGGGAGCACUGUGAGGGUCAUGUUUUGUGACUUCCCCAGUGCUUUCACCACCAUCCAGCCAUCACUGCUGAGGAGGAAGCUGGAGGAGGCAGGCGUGGACCAACAUCUGGCUGCUUUGACCAUCAACUACCUCAGACAGGCCACAGUUUGUGAGGCUGCAGGACUGUGUCUGAUGCGGUAGUCUGCAGCACGGGGGCCCCUCAGGGGACGGUGCUCUCCCCUCUCUGUUUACACUGUACACAUUGGACUUUCAGUACAAGUCCCACCUCUGUCACCUACAGACGUUUCCGAUAACCCCGCCGUUGUUGCAUGUGUAUCGGGGGGACGAGCAGGAGUACAGAGGGUUCAUCACUGACUUCGUCAGGGUGAGAACAACCACCUGAUCCUAAACACCAGCAAAAGGAGUUAGUGCUUGACUUCAGGAGAUCCCCUCCACCACACACACCCAGCGUGGCUGCACUGUGGCUGUAACAGUGGUGCUGAAGGAGCUGCUGCAGACUUUACUAAAUAAGAAAGCACAGCAGCUGCAGACAUGAAGGGUACGUGCACUACACCACGUUUCUGACGACCACAAAGAUACAAGUCACGGCCCAAGCAGAAGUCUGCCUCCUAUCUGGAAUCUGCUGUGUUUUUUCACAUGAACGGAGGUUCCGUGGUCUGAAUGUAUGGGCUCCAAACAGGCCACGGCUGUGAUUGAGUUCAAACGCCAAACAGACUGUUUUGUCUAGCAGGCAGAACGCUAGCAGGCAGAACGCUAGCAGGCAGAACGCUCAGCACCAUAAACUGCUGCUCAUGUUGCAGCUGGACCUGGUGCCAGUGGAACCACCUCCUGAUCAACACAGAGGAAACAAUGAAGAUGGUGGUGGAUUUUUGCAGACAGCAGUCUGCUGUCAUCCCACCGAUGCACAUCCAGAGGAGGGACAUUGAGAGAGUGGACUCUUACAAGUACCUGGGUGUGCAUCUGACCAAUAAACUGGACUGGACUCAUAACAUGGAUGCACUGUACAGGAAGGGUCAGACAGACUCUACCUGCUGAGGAGGAGUGAGGGGCCACUCCUGAAGACCUUCUAUGACUCUGUGGUGGCAUCAGCCAUCCUGUACGUGUGGUCUGAUGGAGCAGCAUCACAGUGAUGACAGGAAGAGACUGGACAGGGUCAUCAAGAAGUCCAGCUCUGUCCUGGGCUGCACUCUGGACACGGUGCAGGAGGUGGUGACAGAAGGGUCCUGGCUGAACCCACAUCCAUCCUGGACCAGGACUCUGACCCACUGGAGGACUCACUGUCUGCUCUGGAGCAGCUUCAGUAACAGACUGAUCCACCCUCACUGUGUGAAGGAGAGAUUCUGUAGAUCCUUCCUCCUGCUGCUGUCAGACUCUACAAUCAGCACUGUUCCUGGUCCUUAACUCACCUAUCAGUGUUUAUGUGACCGGUGGCUUCUGCGUUGUGUACUUUUUCGACUCACAGAUACGAUUCACGAUCAUCCAGUUUACGCUGACAAACAGAAAUAAUACAACAACCCACAGCGGCUGAAUUUCAGGCCCUUUCUCCUGCUCCUCUCCCAAUAUAUCUUAUAUACUUUCCUGGUUUUAUCUGUUUUUUCUCUCUGUGUGUUUAGUACUAGAAGAUGACAAAUAUCAUACCAUGACAAGCAUCAACUGACUUCUCUUAUCGAGUUCCUUGAUUUCCAAUAAGUGAUAUUGGUAAGUGCCUUUGGUCAAAUCAUCCAUCUUUAACAUCAUUCCACAGUCACAUCAACAUUCACAUGAUUUCAUUCUUCUCCUCUUCUUCUUCUUCUUAACCAACAGUAUAAUGUGGACUGUCUGCAGGUGUGACAGGUCUACAUCAGCAGCGCUGGGACGCCAGCUGCUUAUGUUUUCAUGUCGCUUUAAUCUUAAAAACACAUUUAAAUGAGGUCUCAGUGUAAAUGAAAUAUAUCUAAUUAUUCUGCAACUUUGUAAACCAUAAUAGUUCCCUACUUCUCUUCCUCUUUUUUAAUAAGACAUGUUGAAAUAAGGUUGUAAGGCACUGGGCGGCGCUUGGCUCGGCUCUAUAAAAUGUGAUCUCUCCUUCAGUGUUUUCACAGCAGUGACAGACUCCACGCAUUCUCCUCCAGGCCGCUGGACCAGGAGUGAAGAUGCUUCGCCAUCGCCUCAUAGCUUUGGUUCUGUCCGUCUUGGUGGCUGCUGGAAACACGCAGGCUCCUGUGGAUCAGAAGUGGCUCACACGCAUCGUAGAAGUCAUCAAGGCAGGGUAUCCAUUAGGAGACACCUUCAGUCUUGCUGUGAACAUCCCACAGAACCAAGAUCCAGACAGUCUUCAGCAGGUCCUUCAGGAUGACACAUCCGACAAAGUGGAACAAAGUGUUUCCCAGGGUCAAGUGUACCAAGGUGCACGAGUGGUGGCAGCAACACAGUCUGAGGCGGCAUCACGUGUCCUUGAAAAGAUUCAACCCUUUGUUAAAAGCAGUGAGGGAAACUUCCUCCUCCUCUACUCUGAACAGUCGCCAUGUGGGCCAACGUGUGCCAGCACCAACGAGAACAGUCUCGCCAGCAGUUUUGAUGACAUCGUGCAGAACUGGGAUGGUUAUGCGUUUGUGUUUUCUAAAGUGGUCAGCGAUGCUGCUGCUGACACAUCUCAGCUGAGUGAGUCCUUUAAACAACUGGGCAUUUCCACACUUGGGCUUGAUCACAUUUUUCGUUGUUACCAACCUGGGGACGGAGCUUUUCAAUGCACCAGCUGCUCCUCGGGUGAAGAUGUUACACCCGCAUGUGUUGCAAACACAAAUCAAGAAACAGCUGUUGAAUCAGGUGUGGGCAGUCAAUUAGACGACAAUGUUGCAGGCAUUGGAACAGCCACAAAAGAGCAGACAGCUGGCAAGGUUGCAAAAGGUACAGGACAACAGGGCAAAGGUAAAAAAGGGGGACAGGUUCAAAAAGGCAGCAAAAGUAAGAAAAAAGGGAAAGGUAGGAAGAAAGGCAAAGGUAAGAAGAAAGGCAAAGGUAAGAAAAAAGGGAGAGGUAGGAAAAAGGGGAAAGGUAAGAAAAAGGGUAAAGGUAAGAAAAAAGGUAAAGGUAGGAAAAAAGGUAAAGGUAGGAAAAAAGGUAAAGGUAGGAAAAAAGGCAAAGGCAAAAGAGGGUAAAGGUGGCAGGUAGGGGAUAAACACUGGAAUUAAACCUACGAUGUUGUCAAUUUCUCUUACCUUUGAGUCAAUACCAGCAUCUGUGCAUCACCUGAUAAUAGGCUAAGCUUUAUGUUUCAGUGACUUCCAUGAAAAGACCAAAACUAAAACUGAGAUGCUGCUGACAACCACACAGUUUAAACGUGGUUGGAUGUAGUGUCUGAAUAAAGCUUCACUGUCUUUAUGGGCCAACAAACCUGCCAGCGACCCAGACACCUGACCAUUAAUGUGGGUGAUGUGGCCAAGUAUUGAAACAAAGAGAACAGAUGGUCCAUCGUAACUGUGCUUCAUUUUCUUGCUCUUUCAAAUAAAGCUUGACUCAGCAUCUA